Olea europaea var. sylvestris is the source of this 1410-nucleotide messenger RNA. Its product is annotated as nuclear pore complex protein NUP43. Lineage: Eukaryota; Viridiplantae; Streptophyta; Magnoliopsida; Lamiales; Oleaceae. The transcript has 5 exons. Gene Ontology annotation, cellular component: nuclear pore outer ring. The record is from RefSeq and is a predicted model, not a curated record. Gene Ontology annotation, molecular function: protein binding. Bases 134 to 1228 code for a protein of 364 amino acids.
GGAGUUUUAGCAAUUUAUCCAAUAGGUACGAGCUUUUGUGCUGUUUAGACCCCGGACCUCUCUCCUGCUACAGCGUACAACUUCAAAACAAAACCCUCUCAGGAUCCUCCACAGCUCCAGUCCACCCCCACCAAUGGCCUUCACCUCCCCCAAUCCCAUACAAAUCCACAGACUUCCUCAAUACACGUACAUAGACGCCCUGCGGUGGCUCCCGCAACUCUCCGCCUUCACCCGCCGCAUUCUUCUUGCUACUUAUGACUCCGACACCUCCACUCCUUCAAUCCAAAUCCUCACUUUUACGCCGUCCCAGAAUCCCAAAAGCACCCCGUCUUUGACCCGUCAAAGUUCUCUGUCCACCCCUUCAAGAAUCACCUCCUUGAAAAUCGCCCCGUCUCCCUUAAACCCCUCCAAACCCCUGAUUGCUGCAUCAACAUUCUCCGGAUCUUUGCUUUUUUAUUCUGCGGAUUUAAUCGAUGGGUCAUUGAAUUUGGAAUUUUCGGUUCCCGAAAAGGGGCUUCAUUUGGGGGCCGUAUCGGGGAUUGAUGUGAGUGAUAAUGGGUCUGAGUGUGUGAGUGCGGAGAAUGGGAGGGUCGAUUUGGUGAGUAUAGGUGAGAAAUGGAGUGUGAGGAGGGUUUUUGAUAGCAAUGGCUUGGUUUCGUAUAGCACGGUGAAGUGGGCGUCACCUGUGGAGUUCGUGACGGGUGGGCUUGGAUUCGGGAUGCAUUGGUGGGAUCAGCGAAAGCCUGGUGGCCCUGUGGUGCAGUUCAAGGGCAAUUGGAGUCGAGGAACUACUUCUGGCAUUGUACAUUCUGUUGAUAUUCAUCGGUCUCGGAAGCACACUUGCCUUGCAGGAGGUUCUUCUGGUACUGUAUUUGCAUGGGAUAUCCGUUGGCAACAACAGCCUGUAAUAGUGUCUGGCGCUUGGGCUGGUGGUGGACCAGCAAAUUCGUUAUCCGAAAGUGAGGUUUGGGAGGUCCAGUACGACAGUUAUAGACAUUCUUCUAACACUGGUAAUGUUUCAUCUUCAAAGAUCUUACCUGCUAUGAUUUGUUCGGAAGAUGGAAUACUUGCUGUGGUUGAGCAAGAUGAAGAACCAGUCGAGCUUUUGGCCGAACCAUGUGCCAUCAACAGCUUUGACAUUGACAAAGAGAAUCCCUCGGACGUUAUAUGCAGUUUGGAGUGGGAAUCCAUAGCCAUCUUGAUGAGGCCACAAGAUAAAAGGCAGUAGAUUAAGAGUUCAGCCAGUACAAUUUCAUCUUUACUUUGUGGUUGUGACUCUGAACUUUUUCGAAACUAAUAAUAACACGCUCUAUAAAUUUUAGACAAUUCUCGUCGUGAAUGGAUGGGAUUGGACCAUGAAGUUUGAGUUUCUUGUCCGUUUCCGUCGAAUACAUCUUGCCAAAUUCCUGA